Messenger RNA from Anolis sagrei ordinatus, 2162 nucleotides. The record is from RefSeq and is a predicted model, not a curated record. Lineage: Eukaryota; Metazoa; Chordata; Lepidosauria; Squamata; Anolidae.
AGGAGUGGGUUCUCCUGAGUCCUGAUCAGAAAGCCUUGCACGUGCAGAUCAUGGAGGAGAUUCAUGGGAUGGUGGACUCUCUUGUAGAUAACGGGGAGGAGAGCAAUGUACACUGCGAACACAGGAAGCAUUUGGGACACAACAAGGGCCAGCAAGCCCAGAGUGAAGAUGAAGAUUCUGCCGGAGAAAAGCCCUACCAAUGCAAUGUAUAUGGGCAAUGUUUUGCCCAAGAUGUGGCACUUGUGCUUCACAAGACACUCCAUCCUGGGGAGAGCCAUCUCAAAUGGAAAGUAUCAGCAGAAUAUGUGGUUGGUUACAGAUUGCCAGAUCUGUGCCAACAAGAAAUCUUUGAAAGAACCGAGGAUUUCAUAAUCCAGGAGUGUGAGAAACCACACAAAAGCAAGGAAUGUGGGAAAUGUUUUGUUCAGAGUUCAUCCCUUGUGAGUCACCAGGAAGUCCACACUGGAGAACACCCAUAUAGAUGCCCAGAUUGUGGGAAAUGUUUUUCUUCCAGUUCAAGCUUGGUGAGGCACAAAAGAGUCCACACAGGAGAAAAACCAUAUCAAUGCCAGGAGUGUGGAAAAUGUUUUGCUGCCAGUUCAGACUUGGUGAGCCAUAAAAGGCUUCACACAGGAGAAAAACCAUAUCAAUGCCAGGAGUGUGGGAAAUGUUUUGCUGACAGGUCAGCCUUGGCAAAGCACAAAAGACUCCACACAGGAGAGAAGCCAUACCAAUGCCAAGAGUGUGGGAAGUGUUUUGUUUACAGUUCACAAUUGCUGAGCCAUAUAAGACUCCACACAGGGGAGAAGCCUUUCCAGUGCCAGGAAUGUGGGAAAUGUUUUGUUUACAAUUCACAAUUGGUGAGGCACAAAAGAUUCCACACUGGAGAGAAGCCAUACCAAUGCCAGGAGUGUGGGAAAUUUUUUCUUGACAGUUCAGCCUUGAUGAGCCACAAAAGACUCCACACAGGAGAGAAUCCAUACCAAUGCCAGGAGUGUGGGAAAUGUUUUGCUUCCAGUUCAUGCUUGGUUAGGCACAAAAGACUUCACACAGGAGAGAAGCCAUACCAAUGCCAGGAGUGUGGGAGAUGCUUUGCUUCCAGUUCUGGCUUGGUGAAGCACAAAAGACUCCACACAGGCGAGAAACCAUACGAAUGCCAGGAGUGUGGGAAAUGUUUUGCUGAUGGUUCAGCCUUAGUGAGGCACAAAAGACUCCACACAGGAGAGAAGCCAUACCAAUGCCAGGAAUGUGGGAAAAGUUAUCCUUGCAAAUCAUCUCUCCUGAGACACCAGAGCAUCCACACAGGAGAGAAGCCGUUCCAAUGCCAGGAGUGUGGGAAAUGUUUUACCCAGAGUUCAUCCCUUUUGAGCCACCAGAGAAUUCAUAGAGGAGAAUAACCAUCCAAAGAGGUGGGACAAAAGUAAUAAAAUUACUUGCAAUAGGGACAUUUCAGGUGGUGGACAUUCUAGUGCUGUAGACUAUACAUUCAACAUUUCUCGAUGCACGUUUGUGACUUCCUUGGCUUCAAGUAGCACUUGGCUUGACUUUGGACUGAUUUCUUAGAUAACUCUCUCCUUGGUUUCAAAUGGUGUUCAAGGUUUUUGUUUUUUGUUUUGCUUUGUUUGACUUGGAUCUGUUGUGGAGAACUCUUUUGCUUCUCUGGACACUGGUAUCACCAUGGGAAUAUACUGGCUUUCCCCUGGUCAGCCUUUAUGGGUAAACAUCUGAUUUCAAACAGGACCAUUUGCGAAGGUGUCCUAAGAUUUGGUGAAGCCUCCGUUCUUGUCAUUUGAAUCCUAAAUUGAGGUCCUGUUCUUGGAGCAGCAGUAAGCAACCUCUCUGUUACAAUUCUUCAGAAGGUUAAAUAUGAUGUCACCUAUACUGAAAAAGAAAACCCAUAUGUAAUUCCAUCAAUUCUUCCUCUUGGGCUUUUUUCCCAGCUCCUUUAGCACCUUGGUUGCAAAUUUCUCAUUUGCAAAUGUUGUUUUUCAACUGCGAUUCCAGAAUUGAACACAGUGCUUCUGUUGAGGCAAAACGAAAGGAAAUGAUGCUUGCGCUAUUAUUUCCCUUGAUGUACAAAUCAUAUCUCUGGCUACUGUCCAUUUUCUUGCUCCUGGCACAGACUCAUUUAAUGCACAAUAAAUUAAAAAAAUCAAUCUCUU